AUGAGGCUCAAGAUUCGUAAUAAACGUAAACGUAUAGAGCGCAAAGAGCAGCGGCCGCCGCUGGUGCUACGUGUACAGAUAGUGGAAACACAGGGCAUUGAUGAGUUUGCCAAGUUUGUUUGUAAUCCUGUUUGUCUAGUGACCACCAAUAGGUAUUACAGCAAACAUACCGCAACACUGCGUAAUUCACGGUCAAGAUGGAACGAACUAUUGAAGCUGAAAUUGCCUCGUAAUCCAACCUCAGAAUGGGUACGAGUAAUUGUGUAUGAUGCUUUAGUAGGCGGAAUUGGUGAUUCGUGUUACUCCUCCUCUUUACAGAAAUCUAGACCUCAGGCUUUAUCUGCUUUAUCGAUACCCAAUAUUGUGCAUUCAAAUUCGAAUUCGAGUUUGAAUACUGGUACAACUGCUAGUGUAGUUUCUGGUGCCACUGAAAGCACUAAUAUAAACACUAUUUCAUAUCCUGUGCCACCUAAUACAUUUUCUACUACUACUACCAUUAUCGCCACUACAUCCACCACUAAUGGUACCAUUACCCCUGCUAGGAAGCAUCCUAUUAGAAGAUUCAGCCAUAACCAUAGUAGACCCAAAUAUCCAUAUUUGGGUAACAAGUCUAAUAAAAGUUCCUCCACUUUAGCUGUACCUAUAUCCCCUAUAGUGACAUCCAUAGCUACAACAGAUGAUUCGGUAGAUCCAACUUCUAAUAUUGAUAGACUCUCUCCGAACGUAUAUUCCUCGCCUCCUUCCACUCCAAUUAAUAUUCAAUCUCCAACAAAUGCAUAUUCAACUUCCAAUUUAUCCUUAAAUACACUCACAGUAGCUCAUCCUACUCAAUCUACUGGAACGACUCUCAAAUCUAGAAGAUCUAACUCAACAUCCGUAUUAACUAUUCAAAAUAACCAUAAUUAUUAUAAUAAUUAUAAUAAUAAUACUCCAUUGCAUCCUCUCAAUGAUUCUUCUUCAACUCCUCAAACAAUUGUUAUUAAUGAUGGAUUGCUCUCUCAAUCACAGAUAAAUUUAAAGAGAAAGCCUUCUCAAUCUACAAGGAAAAAACCAACAAGAUACUUGUAUAUAGGUGAAACUAAAGUCUCUCUAUUAUCAUUAUUCAAAAAGGAUAAAUCAAAUUCAAACAAUUAUAAGUUCAAUGUAGAUCUGGCUUGGUACAAAUUAUACGAUAGAAAGAGAGAAAAAGAAUGUCAGGGGAUAAAUAGGAACCCAGGCUCUUUCGUCAUUGGUAAGAUUAAAAUGGGGUUUAAAUUGGAAUCUUCAACAAAAAAAUUACAGACUUUCGAUACCUAUAAUACUUGGAGAAAAAAACUGUUUCAACUACAAGCAAUGUCAACUCAGUCACAAAUAACUUCACCUAGAAAAAGUAUUUCUUCAAGUUCUCAUUUACUACCUUCUUCUUUACCACCUUCACAAUUACAUCAACUUCUCAAUAAACAGCAAUCGUCAAACACAAAUUCAUCUUCCACGACAGUGUCUCCAAAUCUGUCUCUUUCCACUUCUCCUGUUCCAACACCUAUAAUAAUCACAUCUCCAACAAAGGAAAGUUUAAAUACUAUUUCUGAUCCAAAAAAAAUUAAGACUAAAUCAACUUCGACAAAAAUUAAUCAACUUCCUUCUACAUAUACUGAAAAAAAUUGUCUUAAUUCAUAUUCUUCAUCUACUUCAAAUUCAUCUGCUUCAUCUUUACCAAUGAAAAGAAAUUCAUUUAGUGGUUAUAUAAACUCAGAUUUCAGUUCAUAUUCAAAUACCAAUUCAAAUACCAAUUCAAACGUAAAUUCAAAUACAAGCAUUUCUUAUCCUUCGUUGCAUAGACCAUCCACCACAAGAUAUAUUACAAAGGUUACGUCUCAGAAUUCAAAUUCGGAUUUAGAUUUAUUUUCAAUACAAGAUGUUGAUAUAGAAAAUAUCGUUGAUAAUUAUGAUGAUGAUGAUGAUGAUGACGAUGACGAUGGUUAUAUUGACGAUUAUAAUGAAGAAGAAGGGGAACAGAGUGAUGACGAAAACGAUGAUGAAGACGGUAUAUAUACUUCUUUGGAAAAAAGCACAACAAAUAUCGACCAACUAUUACAAGAUUACGAUGCUUUAUUAACAAAAGCCCAUAAAAAGCAGGCUCAUUUUGAUUUAACCACUUUACUUCCAGCAUUAGAUGAAUAUGAUGUUGUGGAACCUGAUGAUAUGAUUGAUUUAGAAGAUGAAGAUCUUGAUAAUGCAAUUCAUAAAUUGUCAAAAAAAAAUAAUAAUAAUCAGAUGCUUGUUUCCCACGAACUUGAAGAUGAUGAAAAUGAGGAGCAAAAUGAAAUAGAGCAUGAAUUUACCUCCUCAGAUCCUGAAACUGAUAGUGAGCAAGAAGAGGAACAAAAUACAGAUGAUAUUUUUAUCAAUAAAAGCGGUGGUAAAAAAAGAAUAAGAAGAUUAAAGAAAAAAUAUCCUUCUCAAACUUAUUAUGCAUCUAUUUUAUCUCAUCGUGCAAAAGCGAAUUAUAAAUUGGCUAAAAAGCAACAUGCAAUGGGUGUUGUAUUUGUUCACUUCCAGUCAAUUAAAGAUUUACCAUAUUUGAAAAAUAAAGUCUCGAGAACUUUAUAUGAAAUGGAUCCCUUCAUAAUUGCUACCUUUGCUAGGCGUGUAUUUAAAACUUCUUCAAGAAAACAUUCUUUAAAUCCUGUCUUUGAUGAAUAUGCAGCUUUCGAAGUGUUUUCUUAUGAAAGACAUUUUGGCUUUCAUUUCAAAGUAAUGGAUAAAGAUUCAUUUUCUUAUAAUGAUAAUAUUGCUCAAUGUGAAUUAUCUUGGAAUGAUAUUAUGAAAAAACAAAAUUCACAAAACGAUUGGAUUGAUUAUGAUAUCCCAUUAGAUUUAAUUAUUAACAAAGCUAACAAACAAUCCGAUAAAAACCCAACCUUAUCACUGAAGAUAAAAUAUGUUUCUUAUGCGUCAUUACAAGAUUUCUUUUGGCAAAAUUUAGUUCAAAUUAGUACAAAUAUUGAAAAUUUUGAUAUUAUUCAACUAAUGCUAUUUCUGGAUAACCUUGGUGUAUUUACUAUUAAGGAUGCGUGUGAUAUUUUCAAUCGUUUAGACAAAUCGCCAUGGAGCAAUCAAUCAUGCAUUUCAAAAUAUCAAUUAGUUGAAAUUUUAAAAUCUUGGAAAAAUGUAGAAGGGUUUAGGCAUAUUUGGAAAUGCCCAAGAUGUCAUGAAUCAUGUAAACCAACAAGAAAUAUUCAAAAUUCAAAAUUAUUAUUAGAAAAUGAUUUAAUUACUCAUUUUGUUAUAUGUGUUUAUUCUCAAAAAUAUAAAUUUUUAAAACCUUCUUAUGUAUCCACAGAUUUCGCUUCAAAAAGAUGGUUUACUAAAGUUUUGAUUAAAUUAACAUACGGUAAAUAUGCUCUAGGUUCAAAUAAUGCUAAUAUUUUAGUUCAAGAUAGAGAUUCAGGUAUUAUUUUGGAAGAAAAAAUUAGUGCUCAUGUUAAAUUGGGAAUUAGAAUCCUGUACAAUGGUAAGGGUACAGAAUCCAAAAAUUUCAAGGCAUUGUUAAGAAAGUUAUCUAUUAGACAAGGAAGAAGAUUUGAUCAUGAACAAUCAGCAAGAGAAAUCCAAAAUUUUAUUAAAUUUCAUUCAUUAGACUUAUCAGAAUGUUUAACCACCGAAUAUAAAACAUUUAAUGAUUUCUUUUAUAGAAAACUAAAGCCAGGUAGCAGAAAUCCAGAAAGUGAUAACCCUAAAAUAUUCAUUUCCCCAGCAGAUUCUAGAGCUGUGGUAUUCGAAGAUAUCUCCAAAGCUAAAGAAAUUUGGAUUAAGGGUAGCAAAUUUACAGUAGAAAGAAUGACUGGCGGUUAUAAGCAUGACAUCUUUAAUGGAGAGAACUGUUGUCUUUCUAUUUUUCGUUUAGCUCCACAAGAUUAUCAUAGAUUUCACUCGCCUUGUAACGGUAAAGUUGGGAAACCGAUUUUUAUAUCAGGCGAAUAUUAUACUGUCAAUCCAAUGGCAAUCCGUAGUGGAUUAGAUGUUUUUGGUGAAAAUGUUCGUGUUGUUUUACCCAUUAAAACUGAAGAAUUUGGUACUAUUCUUUUAAUUGCCGUUGGUGCAAUGAUGGUGGGUUCUAUUAUUUUAACAUGUAAAGAAGGUGAAACAAUUACAAGAGGUGAAGAAGUUGGUUAUUUUAAAUUUGGUGGUUCGACAAUUAUUACAUUAAUCCAAAAAGACAAAAUUAUCAUGGACCAUGAUUUAGUUAAAAAUUCAAAUGAACAAAUUGAGACACUGGUUAAGGUAGGUAUGAGCAUUGGUCACACCCCAGAUAUCCCAGGUAUUAAAAGAAAAUCCAUUAAAUUAAUUCAACCUGACCAAAUUGAAAAAAUUAAAAGAAGAAUUAGUAUUACAGAUGAGAAGGCAAGUUUAUUAGGCAACGUUCCCUGGCAAUAUAAGUCAUUACAGCAUUGGAUUAAAGAAGAAAGUCGCUUAUGA
Messenger RNA from Henningerozyma blattae CBS 6284, 4458 nucleotides. It is a transcript of the gene PSD2, whose product is annotated as phosphatidylserine decarboxylase 2. Gene Ontology annotation, biological process: phospholipid biosynthetic process. The transcript has a single exon. The record is from RefSeq and is a predicted model, not a curated record. Gene Ontology annotation, molecular function: phosphatidylserine decarboxylase activity. Bases 1 to 4458 code for a protein of 1485 amino acids. NCBI's taxonomy places the organism in Eukaryota, Fungi, Ascomycota, Saccharomycetes, Saccharomycetales, Saccharomycetaceae.